AUGGCUCCCUUAGCAAUCCUCACCAUCUCCUUAUGCUGCUGCUUCCUCUUCUUCUUCUUCUUCCCUCAAAAAGUAGCAAGCGCUACCAACUGUGUUGAAUCAACAUGCACACCGGGCGGCGCAUGGGUUCGAUUUCCUUUCUGGCUAAGAAACCUUCAACCCUCCAGUUGUGGAUAUCAAGGGUUUGAUCUCUCAUGCAACAACCAAACCAUUCUCACUCUCCCAUCUUCCGGGGACUUCUUCGUCAAGACCAUCAGCUACAGGGACCAAACCGUAUGGCUCAGCGACCCCGAUAACUGCCUCCCUAAGCGGUUCCUUGACCAUGACGUCAGUCUUCAAGGUACACCCUUCUUAUUUGCUCAGGACCUUGAGACAUACACUUUCCUCAACUGCUCAGCAUCCCAAACAACAGAGCCUUCAGCCAUCCCUUGCCUCAGUAGUGACUCUUACUACGUCAUUGUCGUGUCAUCGGGUUGGUCAACGUCAUUGUCAACGGCUAAUCAUGCAUCGUCAUCAUCUCUCUGCUCUGUGAUUUCGACAACUUUGGUUCCACCAAGUUUGGUUGAGGGAUAUCUUAGCUCUAGUCUCCAGUUGGCUUGGAGUGUGCCUGAUUGUGGUUCUUGUGAAGCAAACGGUAUAAUUUGUGAGUUGGACAAUGCUACAAGUUCACAAACUAUAUGUCCGCAUUCAAAAUCAGGUCCUUCAGGUCCUUCAGGUCUUUCAAGCGCUGCCAAAAACGGCAUAAUGAUAGGGGUGGGAAUUCCAGCGCUAUUUUGCGUCAUUGGGCUUUCUUUUUAUUUUCACAACAAAAUGAUGAGGGCUCCUGAUCAGCUCCGUCAACCCGUAUCUGCCGAUGUACCCAAUCGGCAACCUCCGGUGCUCGCAAUAUCGGGUCUUGAUGGUCCGACCAUCGAGUCAUAUCCCACGACUGAGCUUGGUGAAACUUGGGAACUGCCAUAUCCCAAUGACAACACUUGCCCAAUAUGUUUGGCUGAGUACCAGGCCAAGGAAACAUUGAGGGCUAUGCCAGAAUGCAACCAUUAUUUUCAUGCUAGUUGUAUAGACAAAUGGCUCAAAAUGAAUGCGACGUGCCCACUUUGUCGAAAUCCACCAGAGGCUAGCAAAAUAAUAAGUCCUGUGAUUUAG
Molecule: messenger RNA, 1146 nt
Organism: Prunus avium (sweet cherry)
Lineage: Eukaryota; Viridiplantae; Streptophyta; Magnoliopsida; Rosales; Rosaceae
Product: putative RING-H2 finger protein ATL21A
Molecular function (GO): polysaccharide binding
Source: RefSeq, a predicted model, not a curated record